Molecule: messenger RNA, 951 nt
Organism: Silurus meridionalis
Lineage: Eukaryota; Metazoa; Chordata; Actinopteri; Siluriformes; Siluridae
Product: olfactory receptor 52K1-like
Exons: 1
Coding region: 1-951 (316 amino acids)
Biological process (GO): G protein-coupled receptor signaling pathway
Cellular component (GO): membrane
Molecular function (GO): olfactory receptor activity; G protein-coupled receptor activity
Source: RefSeq, a predicted model, not a curated record
AUGUUAACUCCUGUACAUAAUUUUUCCUUUACAACUUUUACAUUUACUGGUUUUCAUGAUUUGGGUGAAUGGCAGGCCAUUCUAUCUAUCCCCUAUUUUCUUUUGUUUUCAUUGUCUUCUACAGCAAACCUUACAAUCAUAUAUUUAAUUAUAUCUCAGAGGGCUCUUCACUCUCCAAUGUGUAUUCUAAUUGGUCUUAUGGCAGUUGUUGACCUCUUUUUGCCAAUAUUAUGUGUGCCAAAUAUGUUGUUUAGUUUCUUAUUUAACUGGAAAGGAAUUUCACUUGUAGGUUGUUUGGUGCAAAUGUUUUGCAUUUAUUUUGUUGGUUCAUUUCAAUCUACUGUACUGCUUUGGAUGGCUCUGGAUCGUUUUUUUGCUAUAUGUAGACCUCUUUAUUACCACAAAUACAUGCAAAUGUCCAAUUUUCUAAAAUUCAUAAUUUUUCCAGUAAUCAGAAAUGUGUUCUUUAUUACCACAAUGGUUUCUUGGGCUGGAAAAUUGACUUUUUGUGCAACAAAUGAGAUAGAUCAUUGUUUUUGUGAACACAUGGCAUUGGUUCAGCUGGCAUGUGGAGAUAUUUCUAUUAACAAUGCAUUAGGGCUUUUGGCUGUUUUUCUUACAAUAACUGCUGAUUUUAUUUUGAUUACAAUAUCGUACGUGAUAAUACUUUCUUCUAUACUAAGAUCUGGCAAGGCCUGCUUAAAAGCUGUAAACACCUGCAUUACUCAUAUAAUUGUCAUGACAGUUAGUCUGACUUUUGCUUUAAUUGCCUUUAUGUCAUACAGAAUACGAAACAACUUUUCUCCUUCUAGCCGUGUCUUUCUGAGUACAAUGUAUAUGCUUUUUCCAAGCUGUUUUAAUCCAAUUAUUUAUGGCAUACGAACCAAAGAAAUAAGAGAACAGUUUCUGAAGUUAAUUAACCAUCUGAAUAUCUUUACAAAUAAUAAUUAA